AGACGUCGCAGAACCGAAGGUCCGAACUUGAUAGCCCUGCAAAUAGCCGGACGGUCAGGGUAGCAUCGAGCCUUCACGUAGACGCUCCGAAUUACCGCACGUGGUUAAAGCGCCUUGCAACCUCGUCCUCGAAGCAUGUUAGGUUCGUCUGGAGAUCUGGCCCUGCCUCCAAGAGAGCUCAAAUACCUCAAGCAAUUGCGGCGAACUUCCCCAGGUUCUUGGCGGCCGGUAGUUGCUACGGUAGGACUACUCGAAUUUCCAAAUUCGCGACGAGGCCUGGGUGACGCCGUACCGGACAACAAUUUCGUCGAGGUAGCUUUAUCGUCGCCGAUACAUAUCUCAAGAUGGCGAUGACCUUUCUCGUAGCAGCCCUAACGCUGCUAGCAGGCCCGGCGGCCGGCCACGGCGGUCUCGCGAACUACACCGUCGGUGAUACUUGGUAUAGGGGGUAUAGUCCAGACGAACCCUUGGCGGAACAAGAAGGCCAGCCUUGGAUGGUCCAGAGAGUGUGGGCGAGCAUCGACCCGAUCUUCUUCGUGAACGAUACCGGUCUUGCGUGCAACACCCCUGGCACGGCGCCGCCGUCUUAUAUCCCCAUCGCGGCCGGAGACGACAUAACCGCCGUAUACUGGUACUGGCUGCAUCCUUACGGCCCGAUGUCGGUAUGGCUCGCUGACUGCGGCGCCUCCUGCGAGGACGUGAACGUGAACGACUUAAACUUCUUCAAGAUAUGGGAGGCGGGAUUGCUCGAGGGUAAUGUCAUAGAAGGCAUCUGGUAUCAGAAGAAGUUCCAGAACUGGGACGGCUCCCCUGACCUGUGGCCCGUCACGAUUCCAGCUACUAUCAAACCGGGGCUAUACGUAAUUAGGCACGAGAUCCUGAGCAUUCACAUCGAGAAUAGGCCGCAGUUCUAUCCCGAGUGCGCUCAUCUGAACAUCACCGGCACCGGGACGGCGUUGCCGUCGCCAGAGUACUUCGCCAAGUUUCCCGGGUCUUACAAGGAGGAUGACCCAUCGAUUCGAAUCGAUAUCUACUCGGAUGCGGUGAAGACGGCGACGAAUUACACCAUCCCGGGUCCGCCGGUAUGGGAUGGGUGAGUCUAUCAACAUGCCUACGCAUCAAUAGUCUGUGUGCUAAUGCCGCGUAGGCUGGUAAACAAAUAUUGUCAGGAGUGUUAGUGAACUUAUCCGGCGCCUUCGUGUACUGUUUGGAUAGGCAACUAGCCUACGGACACUCUGGAUAAUUUCAAUGAAAUACGGUCACCUACGUACUCAUGUUUGCCAAGAUAGU
Messenger RNA from Annulohypoxylon truncatum, 1290 nucleotides. Its product is annotated as glycoside hydrolase family 61 protein. The record is from RefSeq and is a predicted model, not a curated record. Bases 345 to 1097 code for a protein of 250 amino acids. The transcript has 4 exons. Lineage: Eukaryota; Fungi; Ascomycota; Sordariomycetes; Xylariales; Hypoxylaceae.